AUGUCAAAUAAAACAUCUAAAACAUCGGCUGAUGGUAGACCAUCCCCAAGACCAGUCCACUAUGUUGAAAGGCAGAAUGAUAUAAUCAGUCUUCAAGCCAUGCAGAUUAAAGACCUGCAGGAGACAGUUCCUGUACAGAAGCAAAGCAUUUAUGACCUGACUGAAAAAGUUGACGCCCAGGACAAUGACAAGAGGAAAAGUGAUUUGAAAGAUCUGAAAGUGAAAGUACGUAGCCAUGAACUAGCGUUGGAACGUUGUAUGAAAAUGGUCAAAACAGCGUCUGCCGAGCAACAUAAAGACAAGACAGAAGGUACAAAGAAACGGUUUGUAUUGGACACCAUAGAGACAGUUGCUUUUGAGGCUACUAUUUUGGGCGCAACAAAAUUGCCACAUUCACACGCGGAUAACAGGGUCGUCUUCGAGACAGUUUCUUUGAAUGUUGGCAGCAGUUACCACGCCGGAAACGGUACAUUCAUUGCACCUAUUUCUGGCAUCUACAUCUUCUCUACGUCUCUGAUGAUGAAAUCGAAUACAAAUGAUCCUGAAAUGCAUAUUGUUAUAGAGAAACACGGCGUGGAAGUUGCAGGUGCAUACGCUGUGUAUAAAGGCUAUUACGAACACAGCUCCGUGACGGCUGCGAUGGAACUUCAAUCCGUUGAUACAGUUUUCGUCAGUGUAGAAAGACAUGAUGAUAUAAGCUUCUACGGCGUUAACCUGAUAAGUUUCAUGGGUUUUCUUCUUUAUCCUUUCUGA
Molecule: messenger RNA, 753 nt
Organism: Mercenaria mercenaria
Lineage: Eukaryota; Metazoa; Mollusca; Bivalvia; Venerida; Veneridae
Product: cerebellin-1-like
Exons: 3
Coding region: 1-753 (250 amino acids)
Molecular function (GO): protein binding
Source: RefSeq, a predicted model, not a curated record